GCCCACCCGAGCACCCCCCUGGCUCCGCCCCCCCCGGCGGCGCAUGCGGGGUUGGGCGAAGCAGUUGAUGGGCUCUGGCGGGGCCAUGGCGCGCGGGUUGCUGCCGCGCUACCUGCUGCUGCUGGCGCAGGAGAACCUGGAGUUCCGGCUGCCGGAGAUAAAGUCCUUGCUCUCACUUUGUGGUGGACAAUUCAGCAGUCAACAAGAAAUUCAUAUAAAUUCUCCAUUUUGGAUUCUCAGUAUUCCUUCAGAAGAGAUGGCAAGGGGACUAAUGAGAAGGACAGUAUGUGCAAAGUCUAUAUUUGAACUGUGGGGUCAGGGAAAAUCUGCAGAGGAGCUGUUCACAUCUCUGAAGAACUACCCAAUGGAGAAGAUGGUUCCAUAUCUACAGUCAAACUCAACAUACAAAAUACAUAUUCAUGCAUUUAACAAAACACUGAUACAAGAGGAAAAAAUUAAAAGGAUAGAUGCUCUGGAAUUUCUGCCAUUUGAAGGAAAAGUGAAUUUAAAAAACCCAGAACAUAUCUUCUGGAUUCUGGAAGAUUAUGGAAUGGACCCUAACAACAUUCCAGAAGAACCUCUUGAUUUGUAUUUUGGUAGAUGGAUUGCGGAUGGGCAAAGGGAGCUUAUUGAGUCAUACAGUGUAAAAAAGAGGCAUUUUAUUGGGAACACAAGCAUGGAUGCCUGCUUGUCUUUCAUCAUGGCAAACCAUGGGAGAGUAAAAGCAAAUGAUGUCGUGUUUGAUCCAUUUGUUGGAACAGGCGGCCUUCUUAUAUCCUCUGCACGUUUUGGAGCAUAUGUGUGUGGUACUGAUAUAGAUUAUAACACUGUCCAUGGAUUAGGCAAGGCAAGCAGGAAGAACCAGAAGUGGAGAGGACCAGAUGAGAAUAUCCGAGCUAACCUUCGGCAGUAUGGUUUAGAGAAGUACUAUCUUGAUGCACUCGUUUCUGAUGCAUCAAAACCUAUAUGGAGGAAGGGAAUGCUUUUUGAUGCAAUUAUUACAGAUCCUCCAUAUGGCAUACGAGAAGCUACUAGACGAACUGGUUCACAAAAAGAAAUACUUAAAGCAACGGAAAGGGGCACAGAAAAUCACAUCUCCAUUUCCUCGAACUAUCAUCUGAGUGAUAUCUUUUUUGACCUGUUAAACUCUGCGGCAGAGUACCUGGUGAUGGGAGGAAGAUUGGUGUACUGGCUACCGGUUUACAGACCUGAAUACACAGAAGAGAUUAUACCCCGGCACCCCUGCCUGAAACUUAUUAGUAACUGUGAGCAGAUGCUUUCCAGCCACACGUCAAGGCGCUUGAUAACCAUGGAAAAGGUGAAAGAAUUUGAGGACAAAGACCAGUAUUCUCACUUGUUGGAUUAUCAGUCUUUGCUAUACAAGGGUCACAAUUCCUUCCGUGAGAAGUAUUUCAGUGGUGUGACAAAGAGGAUUGCCAAGGAAGAAAAAGACAACCAGAAGUAAAGAAAAAAUAAAAUAAACAGAUUAAAAAUGAGGAAAGUAUGAAGAUUGUAUUUCUUUGUAAAGACAUCUGGAUGCUUCAGAAAGCAAAUACUGUUUUUAAUUUUUAAAAAGUCACAAUGAAAACCACAACAUAGGUUAAGAACAGUUCUUUUUAAUUAGCUUUGUUUAUAGCAGAUUUAUUGUACAAGUUUUUUGAGCCUUAUUUAAUUUAUAUUAGUACUUUCAAGUACUAAUGAUGAUUGACUAAAACCAUUAUUAUUAUUCUUUUACCACUAACUUUUACAGAAAAUAGUAGUAUUGUUUGGCUUCUUAAACUGUGAACAUCUGGAUGCUUUAGAAACACGUACUAGAGAUCAAGGUUUGCUCAUUAGGAAUAUUGCUUUCAUUUGUUUUGUUUUUUUGUAACUGAUACACAAUAAAAACCAACAGAGCUUGUUGUGACUUUUUAAAAUUGUGUUGCAUGCAACAGAUUCUCAUGUGAAUUCUUACUGCCAUGUACUAGGCCAGCUAUGUUUAAAAAACAAAACAAAAAAACAGCCUCUAGGAACUGAGGACUUGACAAGGCUUGGAGAGGCUAUUAAACCCCAUAAAGCCUGUCCACAUCCGAAGUUCAUCUGUACCUUGGAUUUGCUGUUGCAUUCCUAAACUUUGACUGCUGGUCAAGCCAACUGUCUGCAAUUUUUGAUUCAGAAACUGAUAGUUAAAGCAGUAAGAACAACAAAAGAUUUGGUAAUGGUUUCUUAAUGGUAUUAAGUCUGAUCAGCUCUUUGAAACCGAAGUUGUAUUUCUUAAUGGGAAAACUUUGCUGGACCUACAUUGUAUCCAUCGUGAAAAUAUCUUGCUUGAAAACUACUAGACACAUUAAUGGAGGAUAUUAAUGGCUUUACGUGCUUUUGGUGGUCAAAUAUACCUGAGCAGGGCAUUGGUGAAUGUAUCUAUUUGUUCCAGGUAGAUAGAGCCCCAUUUCUUAAUUUACUGCAAGCUGUUGUGGUCAUAGAAUAGUCUGCAUAGAGUGGUGACCUCCAAAAAGCCAGUGAUACUUAGGCAGGCAAGAGUCUGCAUCUCUUCGGUUCAUUGACUUAUUUCACCUUCCCUUGUGUUUGACUCUGAGGGCAUGGCUACACUGGAGAGUUUACAUCAGCGCAGCUGCGACAAUGUAGCUGCAUGGCUGUGAGCUGUCUAAUGUAGCUCCAACAGAGCUCUCCUGUCAGCUUAACUACUCCAGCCCUGUGCUCCGUGAGCAGCGGUAGCUAUGUUGGCGGGAGAAGCUCUCCCACCGACAUAGUGCUGUCCAUGCCGGCACUUUAAUUGGUGUAACUUGUGUUGUACAGGGGGUAAUUUAUUCACCAGCAAUUAGGGUUAAUACCUUCAGGGUACACUGUAUUUAAAAUGCAGUUGUUAUUGUUGCAUAGUAUGUGCCUUCUCUAGUGGAAGGGGGUACUUUCUCUAUCAGCCCCUUAAAGCCAUCUGCCUGGAGAGGUUUUCAUAUACUAAUUCAAAUUGAAUUCUCCAGGGACUAACAGAAAAAGAUGAUUUUUGGAUUAAUAACCUGGUUUUAAGCUGGUUCCAGCACCUGUGUCCUGAGACCCUCUAAGAUUGGGUGCCUGUUCUGAGCAGAAGCUAUGAUGAACUUGUUACCGCAAAGGAAACCCUCUGGGUGGGGUGUUAGGAUGGUGUUAGAGUUAGGAUGGUGCCUGGUAAGUUUAUGAGCAUGUACGUAGGUUCUUCUGUUGUUUUUAACAUGGUUUUUCUCUGUAGUGCUUUUACCUUCAACAUAAAGUCGGCUUGCAGAGAAAACUGUGUGGUAACUUAUAACUGUAGCAAUUACACCUUGGGCAGGCUGUCCUGCUGGGAAUAACACAGUGAAGGGAACUGUGCAGCCUGGCAAUAUGCUGGGAGAAGGGUGAGAUGGGGGCUCUACCUGAGAGAGACAAUGGCUGGGGAGCUGGAGGCCUGAGAGUGGGGGCCCUUGCUGGACCACUGAGGGGAAGUACAGGUGCAGUUGCCCUGAAAUGAGGCAAGCAAUUCACACAUCACGUUAAGUAACUGAAGAGUACCACAUUCCAACUGAAAGUACAAGUGGAAUUUUGGCACUGGUGUUACAUCCACUGUUUCAGAAUAGUACAAAAUUUAAAAAGUCAGCUAAAGAAGCAUCUCUCUACCAACUGUUGUCUCUUAGGAGCAGCCUCAAUUGUCUAAGCUCUUUGGUCAAUUUUUUUCCUUAUCUGACAUCCCUGUAGCAGACUCUCCAAUUAUGUACCCAAUGUAUGGAUGCUGCUGUUUUGACUGUGUGAAUGCUGUGAUGCAGCUGCCAUGCUUUCUGUAAUGAAGGAUCCUUUCAAGUUUGUGGACUGGGGUCUCCUCUCCAUUAUAGAUGGAUGGAUUGUCCUUCCUUGGAGGAAUCAGCCAUUAAUAGCAGAGGUUUUUGACAUCCUCCACCCAAGCUGACUCUAUCCCAUCUCUCUUGCUCAGAUUCCAGUUAGUUUCCUGCCUUAUCAUUGAUACACCUUUAUUAGUCUCCUAUAGUAAAUGUAAGGGGAUUGUGAAAACUUUUGUCUUUGAAUAAGGGGUAACCAAUCUGAAUAAGUUGAGAAACAUUGCUUUAAGAGAAGGGCCAACGUCCUCACAGAAUGGACCUGUACAGAGAACUAGUGAGUGCUGGUGUGGAAGAAAACAAGUUCUCGCUCUGCGUUUGUUAGCAACAAGUCAGACAGUUUACUACGAGCAAUUGAAAGGGAAGCUGCAGUCGGACAGGUGGUCCCCUGACCUUAGGCAGUUCCUCCCCCUACAAGCAGCGUAAGACAAGUAUUUAUACUUUCCUGUUACAUACAUCAAUGGCUAACGAUUAUUCUUUGUUUAUGCAAAUUCCCUCCAGACGCUACUUUAUUUUAAGGUUUCUGCUUAAGUCAGCAUUUUAUCCUUAUAAACUAAAAAGCAAGGCGAAAACAGCAUCUCUUACAACUCUCGCAUGAUUAGGGUUACUUUUCACUCUAUCCUUAAAUUGAUUAAGACAUCUACCCCAGAUCCUCCUUUUUCUCUUUUUCUGCUUCCACACUGGCUAUUAUGGAACGAGAUCUUACUGCUCUUAGUCUCUCUUCUCCCCCACCCCCUCACUAGUGGUUAUUUCCUCUAUGCCCAGGGCUUUUUCGUAACCUGUGGAUUAUGAGCUAGAGGUGUAUGUGUCACAGGUGAACAUACUAAACCCUACAUAAUGCCCCCUCCCCACCACUUAUCAGGAACAACAAUGGUCCUGCCAGGGCAGCUGAGGGACAGGAGGGGGAAGUGUUCAGUCUGAGGCUAUUGCUUUUAUGCAGUAGUGCUCAUCAAACUUUCCUCCCCCUGCCAGUAAGUGAGCAGCUGCUGCGCUCAGUCAUCAGGAAUCUGCAGCAAUGUCCUUUCAGCAGGGCCACACUGCAGCUGGGUUAGUUCCCUUCACGGCUAUGUUGUUGCCUCCUUUCUGGGAAGCUCAGAAGCUGGGGAGGAGUAAGAGCCUAGUCUAGCAGGAACGGAACUGACCUGCUGCCAAGGAACACCACCUGUAGCCGCUCUUCCUUUUCCUGCCACUGUCGUGCUGGAGAUGAGUCCAUGGGAGUUGGCUGGUUUGUAAAAGACAUAAGAUGGGCACUUUAGGGAGAGGGACGUGAGUACUGGGGAGUUUAGGAAGGUGGAGACAGUAAACAUGUCAUGGGAGCAAAUCUGAGAAUGAGACUUGGAAGCCGAAAAGAAAAAAAGGUGAAAACAUCCAAAACUGGCCCCAAAUGAAAUGAAUCUGGAAAAAAAAAAUCCAUUUUGGUUUGAAACAAAUAACUUUGGGGGUAUUUUUUGUGGUUCUCAGCUCUAACUGUAACCAACAACAGCAGGGCUGAGCAUUUCCCCUAUACAGGGCACUUGUGGCCUGAGCUAACUUCAGCUUUGGGUAUAUGUGAUGUGAGCACUACCUCUCUCCUCCUCCUCCUCCAUUGUAGGUGUUAGGCUCUGAGUUGCCCGUCUGCCAUACUUCAGAUGGAUCUGGCUGUGAUGCUGGCAGGCCGGGUGCCAGUUCUUGCCCAGGCUGCAGGCGUUAACUAAGAACCGACAAAUUUAUAGCUGGAGACCAGACCAGUUCACCUGUAUAUUAGUUUUACUCAAAAUAAGUAUGAGUCUUAUAAGAAUGGAUUUAGUCUUUAGCCUCUGUGAAAUGCCUGUAAAUUGCUGUAUGCAUUAUUCUCACUUGUAAUGUCUGUAUUCCCUGCUAUAAGAAAAUAUGUAAGUUUCUUGCUUUAUAACUUUGAAACUGCUCUGAACUUGUGAACUGAGGCAUGGAAAUCGUCCCCCCUUCCCCCCAUCUAGAAGGACUAUCAAAAUCAGAUGAACCAUCAAGGAACUUCACAAAACAAAGGAUUGGUUAAUGGCUCUAUUGCACCUGGGAAAUGCUACAUGCAGGGAAGCUCGUCCUGUGGGCUUGGAAAAUGAAUGAAGGAAAUAAAGCAAAGCAAAGCCACAAGAAAUUUUUCCAUUUUCUUGGCUGUUUGAACUUUGAAGGACCAGAGACGGUAAACUGAAGCCAGAGAUCCUCAGAGGCUGCCUCCUGGAUCCACCCUGAAAGACACUUUUUGAAUUGACAGAUCACUACAAUUCUUUCGCUCUUAGGGUUUAGAUGGUAACUCUGUGUGUGUGUAUGUUUGCUGGCUUUAAUCUGUAAAUAACUUAUUCCUUUUUCCUUGUUAAUAAACCUUUAGAUAGUUUAUUACAGUAUUGGCUACAGGCAUUGUCUUUGAUGUAAGAUCAAGGAUACCAGUUAAUUUGGGGUGCAUGUUUGGUCUCUUGGGACUGGAAGCAACCUGAAUGUGGUAUGAUUUUUGGUGUACGUGACCAUUUAUCACUAAAUCUAGUUUGGCUGGCAAGAUAGAUUGGAGAGUCUAAGGGGACUGUCUAUGGCUUCCUAGUAAGACACUCAUAAUGAUCAAGGAGUUCACAUUUGUUACUGGCUUGGUGAAAUCUAAUUAAAGAACACACCACCAGUUUGGGGUGUCUGCCCUGUUUUUGACAGUCUGCCCUGAAGUAGGCACUCAUGGUCGUGAGCCACUCCUGACAGCGUGACACUGGUUUUUGUUAGUGUAUGUCCAAACCUUAGAGUUACUUAAACAUAUCUCUGGUUUUCAUUAAGAAAUAUGUAUUUUAGUGGGACUGAUACCUCACUUCUGUGGGAAUGUAUCAGUCGCAAUGCAAGCACACGUCCAUUAAUGCACAGUUGAGGACAAAUGAACAGGAACACCAAUCAUAAUCUUCCCAUCAGUGUAGUACUUCUGCCCCAGAAUAGGUUUUUUUCUCUGAAUAGAAUAGGGCAGCUACCCAGUGCCAGGGUAACUGCUCAUAGCAAAUUCCUCAUCAUUCUGUUUUGAGAUUCAUUGCAAACCUGGGGCCAGAUGCUGCUCCCACUGAAGAGAAUGGAGUUUUUGCUAUUGACUUCAUUGGGAGCAGGAUUAAGCCUCUAAAUAUUAGUAUCAAAAGGAACAAAAGGCAUCUGCAAUUCCUAUUAUCAUCUACUGGAUGAAUUUGUGAAAUAAAUAUGGUGGAUAAAUUCAGCAUGGGAUGUAUUAAUUCAGCUAUGAAAAUACUUUGGUUAGUGGGUUUGAGUGACUACAGAUUCUUAGCAAAGGUCAAAAUAACCUUUGCGUACAUAUGAACAAUUUUCCACUGAAUGCAUCCGAUGAAGUGACCUGUAGCUCACAAAAGCUUAUGCUCAAAUAGAUUUGUUAGUCUCUAAGGUGCCACAAGAACUCCUUCUUUUUGAGAAUUACGUGGGUAAUUCCAAGUAAUUUGGAAGGGCAUUUAGAUGUCCAUAUUUAUGCAGUAUCCUGUAUUGAAUUCUGUUUCUAUCUUUGACAGGAACUAGUGUGAUCUCGAGCAAGGUCACUUCUCUGGCCCCAGUUUACUCAUAUGUAAUUUGGGUUUAGUGCCUACUUCAUAAGGGUGUGCAAGGGCUUAAAGUCUGUAAAGAAGCCUUGAGAUCCUGAGGUGAGAGGUGCUAGGUAAGUACAAUAUGGUCUAUAUGGUAAUAAGGCACAGACUGUGGAUACACACAGUCAGAGCUAACAUCAUGGUCUCUACCAUGUAGGAUACCCACUUCUAUCCCUACUACAGCUGAUAAAAAUAAAAAGAUUGCAGGAUGUUUUUGAAAGUAGAGGCUGUUCAAAACUGGCAGUAAUAUUAGACAAGUUCUACAGCUGGUCAACCUCUCAUCCUACCCCUACUGCCAGACUUAAAAGCAAACAAACAAAAAAAGAUGAAAUUGGGGGGGAAAGGGGGAUCAAAUUAAAAAAUUCUCAAACUCAAAAUUUGGAAAAACUUCAGCCUGCUCUAGUCCCUAUUGCCAUUGGAAGUAGCUAUUGCAUGUUUCAGAAUAGAGGGUAGAAAUCCCCCCCCGCCCCCCAAAAACAAAAAACAAAAAACAAAAAAAAAAACCACAAACCCUUCUCCUUGGGCCACUGGGUCUUGUUACAUUUAUUUCUUACUAUGUUCACAGGCUUGGGGAGGUACUUCCCUGAAUUGGCUCCUGCUCUCUUGCUCUCCUAGUUUAUUCUAGAAUGUAGUUUGUAAAAUGAAGGCAUUUGUGCAUGUGUUUUUAAAGAGGGAGAAGACAUUUGUAUUAAACAAUCCCUGUCCCUAGGGGGAAUUGAACCAGUAGCUCUGAAAUUCAACACUGUAAUUUCAAGAGCCUCGGAGCGUUGUGUUACCUUUCAAAUCUUUCCUCUUCACAGGUCUCAGAAGGACAGGUGUAUGACUGGCCAAUGAGGAUGCAAGGUGACACAUGUUAAGGAGAGCUGCUGGUGAAAUUGAUGGUGCAUUAAAGUUACUUGCUAUUAAUUAUUUGAAAGUAGAUCAUUUUUGUUUAUUAACACAAUGGAUCUGGUCAGCCAUGUCACUUAAAGCAGUUGAUAAUGACAAUGGCUUGUAGAUAGGCUUGGAAGGAUUAGAUUUUUUUAUCAAUAAAUGUUGAUAAACAUCAAUUUUUGCCAUAGAGACACACACUGAUGAAAAAAUAUUUCCACUGAUGCUAAUUGAAAUGUACAGAUAGGUACAAUAAGAAAUAUGCUGCUUGAAAACUGAUUUAAGGCUAUUUAGUUUGUAUAUUUUGACAUGUAAUGUUGACAAUUUGUGUUGUAAUGGCUAUAAAGCUUUAAUUUUUUGA
Messenger RNA from Chelonia mydas (Green sea turtle), 8636 nucleotides. It is a transcript of the gene TRMT11, whose product is annotated as tRNA methyltransferase 11 homolog. The coding region runs from base 44 to 1465 and encodes 473 amino acids. Gene Ontology annotation, biological process: methylation. The record is from RefSeq and is a predicted model, not a curated record. Gene Ontology annotation, molecular function: nucleic acid binding. The transcript is spliced from 13 exons. NCBI's taxonomy places the organism in Eukaryota, Metazoa, Chordata, Testudines, Cheloniidae. Gene Ontology annotation, cellular component: cytoplasm.